AGCCGGAGCGGGAGGAGCCGCCGGGCGGGACGCGAGCGGGGGAUUUCUCCUCGGAGGCCAUGGAGCUUUCAGCCAACGAGCUCAGCAUCUAUGACAAGCUCUCAGAGACCAUUGAUCUGGUGAGGCAGACUGGCCACCAGUGUGGCAUGUCAGAAAAAGCCAUUGAGAAGUUCAUCAAGCAGCUCUUGGAAAGAAACGAACCCCAGAGGGGCCCCCCACGGUACCCUGUCUUAGUGGCUCUCUACAAGGGACUGCUCACCCUGGGCUUGGUGUUGCUGACUGUUUACUUGGUGAUCCAGCCCUACAACCCUCUGCCACCUGAAGCACCACUCUCCAGAGCCCAGGCCUGGGGCUCCCUCGUCGGGCACAUCCGCCUGCUGUCCCUGCCCAUUGCCAAGAAGUACAUGUUGGAGAAAUGCCAGGACUGGUGGGCAGCAGGUUGCAGACAGAACACUUCUGCACUUCCUGCAAACUGCACAGUCUGUUCUGCUGUGAAAAGCCUUCACAUAGUGACAGACUUGAGUGAGCUACCAGAAAAGCUCCAGAGACAUCAGCCUUUUCUAAUCAAGACAGGGCAGCACCUCUCCUAUGAAGAACUGAAGCAUUUUCAGUCCCAGGAUCCAGAACUGGCAAAGGUUAUAAUAGAAGAAAAUUCAGCUGAAUUAUGGAGCUGCCCAUUUUUCUUUCGCAGGAACAAGUCUGUGAAUAGAUCCGGGAUUCUCCAGGAAUUUUUCCCUGACUCCUCUUUGCAGUCCUUCCCCAAGACACUGUCCCUGGAGAGCUGCUUCCUCAUCCGCCACCCAGACUUGGGGAAUAAGAGCUACAGCCUGCACAGCCUCUUUGCUGUUGGGAGUGGGCAGCUCACCCUGACUGUGUCACCUCUGGACACGUGCAGAGGACACUGUGAGGUGUUCAAGGUGGAGUUGGAAGCUGGAGAUUUCGGUUAUGCCAGCACAGAUCACUGGACAAUGAGCUUCAUGGCCAGAGGGACAGAGCCAGCUGUGAUUUGUGAUGGAGCUGCCAGCUAAGGAUGCUGGGGUGGGAAAACAGAGCUGUUCCCAGGACAAGAAGACUUUCAGCUUUGAAGCCAAGGCAACGUCUUGAGAGGAGCGAGCCAGGGCAACUGGGGCAGGCAGCUUUGCCACCCUGCAUGUUUACAGUGUUUAAAAAGGACUAUUUUCCUGACCCUUGAGGUAAUCCUUUGCCUUUCCUCAAAUGUAUUUUGGGAGAAGCUCAAGCUAUUUAUGACCCUCCCUGUCCCCUCAGGUAAGCCCUGGGUUUGCAGCAAAGGGUUUUUUUUCCAGGAGCAGCAGAUGGAUUUCUCAGGAUGAGAUUCACCUUAUGUUCUUUGUGGAUUAUGGCACUUCUGAAACUUCCUGGGGGGUUUGGGAGUGGAUGGGGUGUGUGACAUUUCUGUGUACAUUCCUCCUGAGGAGGAAGCUUUGAGCCUGUGUAGUCAGGCCAGUUCUCUAAAGGGAAUGAAUUGGUGAUGUGUCCCAGCUCUCCCUCACGUCCGCAGCUGUGUGAGCCCUGCAGAGCUGACCUUGGCUCCUGCUCCCUGCCUGGGGAGAGCCUUGAGCCUGAGGGCAGAAACUCUCACCCACUGCGUCCUUCUUGUACCAAAAGAAUCCCUUCAGACCUCCCUGUGUUGUGAUCACCCUUCUGCAGCUCUCUGUCAGCAGGUUGUGAGUGAGUCAAAUGGUAAUUGUGCUUUUCUUCACCUCCACUUCCUUUCCUGCAAAAACACCGACACACGUCUCAGAGGUGCUGGCAGUGGAGGAGUUCUGGAUGGAGCUGGGGCUGGGAGAGGGCAGCUCUGUCCAGCUUUCACCUCAGACACCAAGGGCUGCACAGCCAUUCUCAUCUGCUCCUUGUUUUUGGAGGCACUGCCUGCGUUCCCAGCCCUCGGUACCUCUGGGAGCACCUGAAACCUCCCUCUUCCCUGGCAUAUUUUUGCAUUGACUCCUUCCAGACCUGGAACUCUGUCUUCAGAAUGAACGUUGGUUUUUCCUGGGUCCUUUCCAAGCUGCCUUUGCGUGUUUCCUGCUGCUGGAGCAGCGCUGUCUCCAGUGCCCUGAGAGAGGCUCUGGUUCGGGCUUUGCAGACUGCGGAUGCUCCGGUCCCUUCCAAGUCUGAUCCUUUGGGUCUGAUCCCACUGCUGAAGAUCAUUUACAGAUGUGUCAGGCUGAACUCAUAGGCCAGGGCUGGAGUUCAGGACAUACUCUCUCACACUUGUUAAUAUGGAGUUGGGAGGGGUUUUGGUUGACAGCGAGUUAACUCUGUUCUCAGGAGCAAGAGCCUUUUUCUCUGUAAAUAUUUUAGGUACAUGUAAAAUGACAGAUUGGGAAAAUGUCUGUCCAGCCUUUGUUUUUGAGGAGAAUGGGAGCAAACAUUGUGCUAAUCUGAUUGGGAGUUGAUAAAAGCUGCCAAGUGGGAUGACCACUUCUGGCUCCUGUACAAGAAUAAGGCAGAGGACAGUUCCUGCUCCAAAGAAUUCAGUCUGAGGCCUUGACACUACAAACAUUUCUAUGCAUAACCCUUGUUUUUCUCCUGUCAAAACAAUAAGAACAAGCCCAGCACCUGUGUCAGUCUGUGCAUGGCCCUUGGUGCUGGACACACACCAGAUCUAGUAGAGCCAAAAGGGGAGAGAGAGUCUGGCUCUCUCAGGAUAGAAAAGGACUGAUAUAAUUUGUUACCAAGUAUUAAAGGGAAUUGGACUAAUAGAACUUCCAUUAGUGUUCUCACUGCUUGGAGUGUAUUUCACACUCAUGACACUACAUUCAGUCUUGUACAUGCCAAGACACACACACACACACCACCCCUCUCCCUCCUCUUAAAGCCUGGGUCUUAGUUAAUGGAAAUUUGGGAGUUCAGUGAUGGCAGAAUUAGGGCCUCAUUAGUGACUGUUGCUAUUUACACUUCUGCAGCUUCUCAAAUCAAAUUCAAAGGCUGACCAGGUUACUUCACCUCUUACUGCUUUUGUAUCUGACCCAUUUUUGUAAAGCAUUUGCUCAAAGAUGCUGCUGGAGCCAUUCUUGCUGAGAUUGCGGCGGUUUGGUGACACUGUCACUGCUAAGUGUCCUUGACUGUAACUUGUAAAAGAGCUGCGGAGACAAUUCCCAAGUGUCUGUGAAAUGCCUGGAUUUUGAGAGUCACACUUAAGCCAUUGUGGCUGUCUGGCUCUUUCAGGAAGAAGCAGAGAAAAUGGAUCUAUUUACAUUGUUGUUUGGACUGGGGGGAGGAAGGGGCAGGUUUUUAGCAGAAAUGUUCUCACGUAGUGCUUCUCCCUUUCUUGAAGAGUUGCAGCUGGUUGGACAGGAGCUGGUGAGUCUGGCCUGUUUGCAGAGCAGCCUUCCAAGUGCACUUUAUGGGCUCUGCAUAAGUUUCCAGCUCUGUCUCAGAUACAUUGCAUAUGUCCCUUUGGAGCUUACAUCAUUUGUUUUUAAGCUCUCUGGUAUAUUUUCUCUUCCUCUUCCAAAGGCUGUAAGGAAUUAGCUGCUAAACUGAAACAGGAGGGCAGUUCUCCUGCUGAUAAAGAGUCAAUUUUGGCCCAAGUGCAGAGCCCCAGUCUGCAGCACAGCUUCCAGAGCAGCUCCUGUCUCCAGCUGCCAGAGGAGUGGUGCUCCCACCUUCCACAUCCCAGGGCAGGCAAGGAGCCACGGUGGGAAACCCAGAGGUGAGGCCACAAUGGCAGAAGUGGGAUGGCCAAAGGGAGGUUUUGAUACCUGGUUGUCUUCCACAUCCAGAGCUGCAGCUUCCCAGAGUCCCUGGAAAGGCUGCAGGACUUCCCUGGAGAGGCUGGUGGUGCUGGUGGCCUGCUGAGGUGGGACAGGGCUGUUCCUGCAGCUAUUGAGGUUUCACAGCCAUGAUCAUAUGAAUCUCAAAGGGGGUGUCCCACCAUGGUCUCCCUCACCUCAGCUCCCCUUUUGCACUCUCUGUGCUGGUUUGGACAAUCUCCCACUCUUCCCAGCUCACACAAGUCCCCAGUUAAAACAAUUUAAAAAUCCCUUUGUGUGCUUCAGAGCUCAUUGCCUGUGAGCUGGGAGAUGGAUUCCUCCUCACCCCACAUCCCAAAGGCUGCAAAGCUGCUCUGAAAUCACCCCAGAAAUCGGUACUACCCACGAGCCCAGAGGAGGGGGCACCUCUGCCCUUGCCAGGCUGGAAGGACGGGCUGUCCCCAUCAGCAGGGCAGGAGGAUCGUGGUUUAAAGCUGCUCCCCAAAGCAGGGUCACUGACCAGUGCUGUCAGUCAGUCCUGAACUCAGGGUAACUGAAAGGAGGAGAAGAAAGGAUUAUUAUGAUUUACUGCAGUACCAGGAAAUCAGCGGCCCCCACGGGACCCAACCUGGCAGUUCCUAUUGAUUCUUUUUUUUUUUUUGCUUUCUUUGUUCCUUUUCAUUUUUUUUCCCUGCCCACUGUUAUUGCACACAUUGAUUCCCCUGAGGGGUCUCUUUUGAGUCAGAUUCCCCAUGAGUCUCCAGAGUGCAGCUUCUCCCACCAGGCCUUGUUUUUGGAAUGUUCUGGAGGAGAAGCUGCUUUGUCUGGGCUGGAUCAAAGCACCUCCCUUCCCUCAUGGCCUCCUGGGCUCCAGCAGCAGCAGCAGGAGGUGGGGAGCAGGAGAGCAUCUCAUGGUAGAGAUGUGAGCUCUGUAAUCCCCAGUGUCUCAGAAAAGGGGAUCCUUCUGCCUUGAAACCCUCUUGUUCCCUCCCUGCAGGAGGGAAAUUUCCACACAUCCCAACCCCAGGUCCUCGUUCCUCCCCGCGGCCCCCAAGAAAAUGGAACAUUUCCUGGGGUGAGGCCAUUUUGGUGGGUGCACAAAGAGUUUUUGCUUCCUGCAAACCAAACUUUUCUCCUCUUGGUAAAUUUUAUAGGUAGAACUCGAAAUCCUCCUCUUCAGGAACCUCCUCUUUGUAAAGGGCAGAUUUAGUGUCCUGCUGAGUUAGACAAGGGAGAUGCUGGACUUCCCUUUGCUUUGGAGAUUCAAACAAAUGGCAGGUGAUUUAUUUUUAGCAUUAUCUCCUUGUCUUGGGGAGGGGAGCCACAUUCUAAAGGCUCAGAGGUGCUGGGAAGUAAAGCUAUAUAUGCAUAAAGACUGUUUCAAUGCUGAACACUAAACUUAGUGAUGGAUUAAAAAAAAAAAAAAAGAAUGUGAAUAUGCACUUAAUGCAGAAUUUUAUGGAUGGUCCUAAUUUAAUAUAUUGCAAACUUUGUAAAUACUUGGGAAAAGCUUGUAAAGUAUGUAAAUAAAUGAGAUUUGUAUGUAAGAAGAAUAAAAAAGUUUUUAAUUUUUGCAAUUAAAUACAAGUGUUAAUGA
Molecule: messenger RNA, 5313 nt
Organism: Melospiza melodia melodia
Lineage: Eukaryota; Metazoa; Chordata; Aves; Passeriformes; Passerellidae
Gene: C28H6orf89
Product: chromosome 28 C6orf89 homolog
Exons: 8
Coding region: 60-1028 (322 amino acids)
Cellular component (GO): nucleolus; Golgi membrane
Source: RefSeq, a predicted model, not a curated record